Molecule: messenger RNA, 2868 nt
Organism: Gavia stellata (red-throated loon)
Lineage: Eukaryota; Metazoa; Chordata; Aves; Gaviiformes; Gaviidae
Product: ligand of Numb protein X 2
Exons: 9
Coding region: 39-2099 (686 amino acids)
Molecular function (GO): protein binding; ubiquitin-protein transferase activity; metal ion binding
Source: RefSeq, a predicted model, not a curated record
CGUGACAAGUUUCCUUGCUGCUGGGCCAAGAGUACCUGAUGCUGGCUGUCAUGGCUGAUCCCGUAGCAGAGGAACACGCGUCCCCAGUUAGUGAACUCUGCUGCGAAUGUGGUCAGUUCCACCUCUUGCUGGACAAUCAUCUCUACAACUUCCAGGAUGAAGUGGACGAUGAACUCAUCUGCCAUAUCUGCCUUCAGCCUCUGCUCCAACCUAUGGACACCCCCUGUGGACAUACAUACUGUUUCAAGUGCCUUGAAAACUUCAUGCAGGAGUAUAACUUUUGUCCUAUGGAUCGGAAAAAGCUCUCUUUCCAGCAGUGCCACAAGUCCAGCCUUCUAGUACGAAACCUGUUGGAUAAGCUGAUUGUCUUCUGUCCUUUCAAGGCAGAGUGUCAGCAGACAAUGCAGCGAUGUGAACUAGAAGCUCAUCUGCAGAACAGGUGUCCUGGUUUCAAGAAAUACAAAUCUGAACUACAGCGGAAAAAGAAUCCCAUUUCCAAAGGGAAGGAAGAUCCUCCUACCAAGGUGGAGACAAACACUCCCAAGGAUCCAGAGGUGCCAAGUGGAGGAUCGUCACUUGUGGCAGAAAGCUCUGCAGCUGCUGUGGUAUCGCUAGGGACUGCAGAGCCUGGACUGGUUAAUCCAGCUUUUGAGGAGACUGAAGAAGACCUUCCUCAGAGAACUAGUCUUGUGGCUGAAACGACCACAAUUGAAAUUCACCGAGAAGACCCAGAGGAAGAGCUGGGGAUGAGGAUAGUUGGGGGUAAAGACACCCCACUAGGCAACAUAGUUGUUCAGGAAGUCUUGCGGGAUUCUGUCAUUGCUGCAGAUGGAAGAAUAGCACCUGGGGACCAUAUUCUUGAGGUGAAUGGCGUCAACAUCAGCAGUGUGACUCACUGCCAAGCUGUCUCCUUCCUGCGCCACCCAGGUCCUGUUCUCCACCUCAUGGUCCUGCAGGAGAAGGGCUUUUCCAAUAAGACUGCACAGCAGGAUUCCACUUCUGUUACAAAUCGGGAAGUGAUCCAUGUAACCUUGAUAAAGAGAGACCGAUCUGAACCCUUGGGAAUCAAACUGAUCAGGAAGACAGAUGAGGCAGGGAUUUUUAUUCUAGAUCUGUUGGAGGGAGGUUUGGCAGCCAAAAAUGGAAAGCUGAGUCGGAAUGACAGAGUCCUGUCAAUAAAUGGCCAGGAUUUGAGGCAAGGAACACCUGAGGCUGCUGCACAGAUAAUCCAGACCACUGAAUCAAGAGUGAACUUUGUCGUCUUGAGGCAGCCGGGCGUCCAGAUGUCGGACCCGGUAGAAGAUGGCAGCACAUCAAAUAGCAGCAGCAGCAGCAGCAGUAGCAAUGGAGGAAGCCCAGUGCACCAUCGGAGACGACUAGACCAGAAUCACUAUAGACGAAAAUCUACCUAUCAGAAGGAUUUGCCUCAGGGAUACAUAAGUCAUGAAAAGACAGUUGCAAUAAAAAAGGAACCAAAGGAAUCUUUAGGAAUAACAAUUGGAGGCGGAAGGGAUAACAAAAACAAGCUCCCUAUAUAUGUAACUAGCGUGCAGCCCAUUGGAUGCCUCUUCAGGGAUGGCAGAAUCAAGCGAGGAGAUGUACUUUUGAGCAUAAAUGGCAUUGAUUUGACUCAUCUGAACUACUAUGAAGCUGUCUCAGCACUGAAAUCUAAUGCAGCUUCCCACUCAGUCGUACUCAAAGCCUUGGAAAUCCUUUCAUUGAACACGGCAGAGCCAUCUCUGGACAUCAAGGAGCAAGGAUUCAGCUGGUCUCCCCUCUGGAUCACAUGGCUUGGAUUGCCUAGCUACCUGCACUGCUGUCAAGAUAUUGUCCUUAGUAAAGGUAACCUGGAAAGCUGGGGCUUCAGCAUUGUUGGAGGCUUUGAGGAAAGCAAAGGAAACCAGCCAUUCUUCAUCAAAACCAUAGUGCCUGGGACUCCUGCCUUCCGGGACAGGAAACUGAAGUGCGGAGAUGAAAUAGUGGCAGUAAAUGGAGUGCCAGCAAUAGGAAUGAGCAACUCGGAACUAAUCCCCAUGCUGAAGGAGCAAAGGAACAAAGUCACGCUCACUGUAGUGUCCUGGCCAGGAAGUGUCGUGUGAAAGCUCAAACAGAACACACAACAGUUCCAGGUAUCAGGUAGCAGCUGGCUAUCACACAAAGCUAAACAUGUGACAGAUAAACCAAGGGAAUGCUGAACUCUUGCUACACACUGUAUCGCCACAGAAGACUUUUAGCUUCCUUUUUGGAGAAAACAUUUCUUUACUGUGCUGAGGUUAUCAACAAAUCUCAUUGUUGGAUUCAAAGUAAUGGUUAAUCCGAACAGUUGUUGUAGCUUCCUGGGCUCAUUAAAGCUCUUUAGAAUCAGUGUUGCAGAGAAAGCUCUUUUUUCCAGUGUUUCUCUACAAAUCGCCUUUGAGAUGCUUUCCUCCAUUUUAGAGCUCUGCUUUCCAUUUAACGUUUUGAACAGGUUAAAACAGGCGUGACUGUCUGUAUUAAACUAGCAGGGGAAAUCAGUUCUGCUACUGAUCUCUGACUGCCAUUAUUGGACACUGAAUCAUUUUAUAGGUGCUUUUAAAAGCCACUAAUAAAACUGUAAGAAUGUGGACCCAAGUAGGCAGUUCCUAUAGCCCCGUCUUGAUAUUUUUAGGUUACUGAAACCUAAUGAAUGUAUUGAUACAUUAAAAACCAAACAAUUGUAACUCUCAGCUGACAGCUGAAGGGCUCCUAGGGUAGCACGGUGGAGCUGGGUUGACUUGUACGAUGGCCCUAGCACCAGGUAGCUGUUGCGAAUCCUGACUUAGGAUCCUGCUGACCAUGCAGCUUUGUCGCAAAUGGGUGAUUUAGACUGCUUAAAGAACCACUGUCCAA